Molecule: messenger RNA, 3823 nt
Organism: Pseudoliparis swirei
Lineage: Eukaryota; Metazoa; Chordata; Actinopteri; Perciformes; Liparidae
Product: mediator of RNA polymerase II transcription subunit 26-like
Exons: 3
Coding region: 1025-2725 (566 amino acids)
Biological process (GO): positive regulation of gene expression; regulation of transcription by RNA polymerase II
Cellular component (GO): nucleus; mediator complex; core mediator complex
Molecular function (GO): transcription coregulator activity
Source: RefSeq, a predicted model, not a curated record
ACAAUUAUACAGUUGUGGGGCAGAAAAUGUACAUACUUUGAUGUCAUAUAUUUUAUAUUAAAAUUCAAACUGCUACUAGAAUAGAAUAGUAGACAAUUUAAUGUAACUAACAAAAGCCAAAUGUGUAUUGUCUCUUUCAAGCAAAAAGGUCCUGGCUUUGAAAUCAUUGGCUGUUGAAAUGGAUGUAAAUCAUUUAAAAGUUCGGUUCUCUGCAGACUUGGACCAGUGGGAACCGCUCUGGUCUCUUAUUGUGGUAUCAGAUCUAAAUACUAUCUGUUUCAUUCAAAUCCCAACGAGGCAACAGCAGCAAUGAAAAAAGAACAAUACUUACGAAAUGUAUGAACAGUGUAUUUAUAAUUAGAAAUGAGGUUUUCACAGUUUUUCUUUUUUUUAAUACAGAACUUGCAAAGUAAUAUAAAUGUAUAUGUUUUAACUUACAUUUAUAGAAGAUACAUGUUUCCUUAAGAAGUAUGUGUAUCAUUAUAUUAGAUAUAAAUAAAAUAUAUUUCAAGGAAAAGUUGUGCAAAGUAUUUUGUAUUCUCCAUUCCUCUGCACGCGAGGAACCGCUAACGGGAACCGUUCCGGUCUGCAGCUCUACCGGUCUGCAGCUCUACCGGUCUGCAGCUCUACCGGUCUGCAGCUCUACCGGUCUGCAGCUCUCGUUAACCCGACCCGUGAACUCGUCUCCAUCGAACCGGUCGGAUGUGAACAAUUGAUUACGCAACAAUCUCCCAUCAUGCUUUGCGCGAGCUCUUCGCAGAAAGCCUGAUGAGCAGCCCGGAGCGGAGCAGGCGGCCAGCCGAGGGGGGGUAGCCGAUACCCGGAGAGCUCGCUCGCUGCGCGGCGCCCGGACCCUCAGCUCUGACGGCAGCGGAUGGAAACCGAGACAAAAGCGUCAGCCGCCAUGUUGCUCGCGGCCGGAGGAGCGCCGCCGUCGGGCCUGUGAGUGUCGGCCGCUCCGCCGCCGCCUCUUCGGGGGAUCCUGCCGCCCCGAGUCCGUCCCCACCCGCGGCACCGCCAGGCGAUGACAGCGGCUACAGCGGCCACUCCGCAGGGCAUGAGGGACCGGCUGCUGCAGGCCGUCGACGGCCAGAGCAACAUAUGCAACAUGGUGGUCGUGAUGGAGGUGAUCUCCUUUUUGGAGAAGACCCCUAUCACCAAAGAGGCGCUGGAGGAAACCCGUCUCGGGAAGCUCAUCAACGACGUCCGGAAGAAAACCAAGAACGAGGACCUGGCGAAAAGGGCCAAGAAGCUGCUGCGGACCUGGCAGAAGCUCAUCGAGCCAGGGAAGGGGGAGGGGUUGUCCAGAGCGCACGGCGGGGCAGCCUGGUCCUCCCACGGCGCUGCUCAUGCCUGCAUCUCCACCCUAGCUGCCACCACAGCGUCGGGUAAAACGGGCCCCGAGCUGAAGAACAGAAACGACUUUAACAACUGUUCCUCGCCGCGCAGCAGGAAGCGUAAGGCCGACCAGAAGGACGGAGCGCUCCUCCCGGCCAAGAUACCCAAAACGACUCUUAGUGAUCAAAUACAGAACUCCAAACAGCUGCCGACCAACGGGAUCGGUGGUAGCGCCGACGUGUUUACAGAAACUCGUGCACAUCAGUCUUCGGAACGGGAGAUUUCUGAGCCGUCGGACAACGAACGGCUCAAUAAGAUCCCCGUCAACGCGGUGAAGCCUCACCCGAGCGCCCCGGGGUACGUGAAGCCUCCCAGCACGUCGUCUCUGCUCAAGGCCUCCGUGUUGCAGCAGCAAGCCAGGCAGGAGAGGGCGUUCUCGGGGGGGCAGUGUCGACCCAGAAGCCCACGCUGUUCCAUGCCCAGUCCGCAGACGCCAAAGCAGGAAUGUGGCGUCAAGCAGACUGCGCCGCAGGGUCCGGGUCUCUCGAGCCCCGCUGCGAGGCCGGGGGCUGCGGACCCCUCGGGGCCGGGGCCGUCCUCUCAGCCGGGGUGUGUUCAGGCUUUGCCCUCAGGCGGGUCAGAUGUGGAUUCUCAGAGCAGGCCUCCCAGCACGUCUGUUCACAAGUCUUAUGCCUCCACCUGCAGCGACGGGCUCCGUCUGGAAGACGACGGUCCGGUCAACCACUCAGAGAAAAGGAAAAGACAGAAGUACCGGCCGAAGGACCACGCGGCGACUGUCGCUGCUCAGACCGUACAGGACGACACGAAGCCGGUCCGGUUAAAAGACCGGAGGCUGACUUUUGACGCUGUAACCGGACAGAUAAAAUCCUCCUUUCAUAAGGAGUCCAGCCAGGAGGGAGGGGUCAGACCGGGCCACGGGCCUGAGGCUCAGAGCCCAGAACCGCCUAAGCAGAACCCUCUGGUCUCCCCCAGUCCCUUCCAGCAGACUGACUGGAAGGAGCUGUCGAGGAGCGACAUCAUCCAGUCGUACCUCAGCCAGCAAAGCAACGUCCUGACGUCGUCGGGCGCUCACCCCCCCGGCGCUCACUUCUUCAUGAGCGACUUCUUGAAAAAGGAGGAGCACCGAAGUUCAGACGUCAAGGAAACACACGUGCUGGCACCGGAACUCCCAGCCAGAGAUUUACCGGGAGUCGGCCGAGAGGUGGUGGAGGAGGACUUGGACCGGUUACACCGGCAGCACUGGGCCGGGGUGAACGGCUGUUGCGACACGAAGGGCGCCUGGUACGACUGGACGGAGUGCGUCUCUCUGGACCUGCACGGGGACGAGAGCCGGCUGAACAUCCUGCCCUACGUCUGUCUGGAUUGAGACCGAGCUUCUAAAGUGAGGCGUGACGGCUGCCUUCACCGCGCGGCGGAGCGCCUCAGCCUGCGAGGGAAGGCGUUGGGCGGUGCCGGCUGCUCGGCGUGCAGCACCAGGCUGCCGUCGGUGUUCUCUGAGUCUGAGCGUUGUGCUGCAGCGUGAGCGAACCGGGCGAUGCAGCAUCUUCAGAUCACAUGAAGCUGUGUGGCUUCACCUGAUUUUCUUCAUCCACGUACAUUUAAUCCACCGUGCAGUAUUAUUUAUUUCAUAUUUAAGUUACAUUUUUAACUACCGGUAAUGUUUUUUAUUAUUAACAUUAUCGCCUAUCAAUAGAGUAGUAAGCUACCAACAGAUACGUCUCCCAACAAGCUUCUUGUUAACCUUUGAAGGCUUUAGCUGUUAAAGAUGAACUAUCUUCCAGAAGAUAUCAUCGUUACCGCUGUGGAACAUGUGAAACAUGUUUGGGUCAGUUGUCGUGAACCCUCUGAAAGUCUCCUGCAGAAACAGAACCGACACGUCAGCUUUAAAACAACGAGUGUUGUUGUUGUGUUUGGAUGCUGUUCAUAAGGCUGUGGGCUGAGAAACGCUGGUAUGGUGGCUGAAAAAUGCACGUUGCAAAGAAAUGUGGCUGUCAUGUAUGAUAUUUAUUGCUAUUUACGUAUUAAUUUUAAGAUUUACAUGUUCAGGCUAUACAAACAUUUUAGUUUUAUUUGUUUUAUUCAGCAGAGACGGUCCAACCUCCAUUCCACAGGAAACUCCAAAAAGACACAUUCUGAUAAUGUGAGCUUUAUUUUAUACAGGCCUUUUCCCUUUAUGUGUAUUUAGGAUGUACAAUAUGAAUUUAACUGGCGGGCCAAUGAGCGCUAUGGCUCGCACCUUUGUACUGUCGGGAAGACGUGAGAUAAAUUGACAUGCUGGAUACUUAACAUCAUUCCUGUAGAUAUUGUUUGCCUUAUGGAAACCUGUGUUUUCCCUAAAGACAGAGCCUUAGUGAAUGUACAGAAAUGGGCCUUUUGUGUUCCAUCGAAUGCAGAAGAGAUCCUAUUUGCUACUUCGUCCUUUAAGUGGACAUGUUAUGUGUUAAUAAUAAAAAACUGAAAGAAU